UCAUAAUGUUGGUAUACGGUGUAAUGCUAUCAAAAGUGCGUGUUUUCAGUUUUUUUCGAUUUGGAGGUUCUAUUAAUUUAAAAUGUUGAACGGGUACUAAUGAAUGAUAUAAAUUUGUUAUCUAUUUGCGUGUUCGUGAAUGAAUAUCAUAAAAUAUACUUUGUGUGUGCAGUGCAAUUUAAAUAAAUUCCAUCUUAUGUUUGCUUGGGAUUGUGCAAAAUGGCGGCGAAUGUUUUUAUAGAUAGACGCGAUGCAUGUGAAGCAAAAGUGGGCUAAAAAUAGAGAACUUGCAUAGGGAUAGUUGCAUUAAUAGUGAACAAAAAAUGUCUAACACCGUAAUUACAAAUUAUACGGACCUAAAUGGACCCUCAACAAAAACUGACAGCUCCGUUGUUGUUAUUGUAAACAAAGACGGAUCUCUUUCGGUGGACCAGAAAUUACUUGGAACUUUAAUGGGAAGUGAUGGAUCCCAAGCUGCAGGGAUUAGUGUUGUACGAGUUGGACAUGAGGGUAGGCCUGAUGAUGCCACCGAUUCCGAAAACGAAGAUGAUAAAGUGCCCCACGUAACAUUAUCGGUGGACAGCUAUUAUGAUGAACCAGAUAGUAUAAUAAAAUAUGACAGUGGUGCAGAGAUGUUGCAAUCAUUAAGGAUAGAAACAAGAGAAAACAGCCUAGUGGGCUUUCAAAAUGAUCACUGUUAUACUCCUUUGACUUCUCCCAGUCAAACAUUACCACAGCGAAGUGAAUCAUUUACAACAUAUGAUGAUCCUAUUAUUGAAAUAACACAUCAUCCACCGCCAAAACCAGUGACAACACCUAAAAAAAUUACCAUAUUGGAACAAAAAGUUAUAGCGAAGGGUAAAAAGCUCAUAAUUCAUCCAACAGAGCCUUCUAUUAAAGGCAAUGACAUUCUCAAUAAACCUUUACCAGUAUUAUCAAAAUCGAAAGCUAUAAGUCAGGUCGAAAAAGCUUCCCUUCAGUCAAAAUUAGAAGAUAACACAGAAUCAUCAUCAGUAAGCUCUUCAGGUGAUAGUGCUGCUGACCGAGAUUCUGAUUCUGACUAUAAAGAUACAAAGGAUAGAUCAGCCCCUCCAAAAUUACGUCGGCUAAAGACUAAGCCAAGAAUUUUAAAGAGUGUCCAAUUGGCUAAAGCUACAAAAGCAGAUCCGAAAACAGCAUCAAGAUUAAAGGCUGGUAAAAAUAUUCUUAGAAGAGAAAUAAAGGAAAAAGUGCUGAGUAAAAAUAUCAUUAUAAAGAAACAACCAGACCCUGAUGUAGUUGCACCAAAGGAAGCUGUAAUUUCUACACCUACAUUGGCACCCCAAGCACAGCCAAUAAGUGAUAUGACUAAAGUAACACCAAAAUUGGCUCCAAAAAUACCCAAAAAAGAAAAGAAGACUCCAGCUCAUGUAACAGCACUUUUAUCUGAUAUGACAUCAUUGUUUUCUACACCUGAUGUAAUUAGAAGAGUCUCAACUGAAUCUAAGCCUCCCAGCAAACUUGAUAAGGAACCUAUUCCUGUAGCCUCUAAAAAACCUGAGGUACCGAAAUCUCUUGAUUUAAAUACUGACAAGACUACUGAAGUUGUAAAAACACUUGAUAAUGAAUCCACUAAGAUUCAGACAUCUAUAAAGACCUUUGUUAAAUCAACAAAAACUCCUAGCGUUCCUGAAAAAGCUAAAGCAUAUGAACUAAUACCACAAUUAGAUGAUGCAAGCUUAGCACAAAUACUGCAGGACACAACACCCCAUUCGUCAAAAGUUCAUCCAAAUAUAACUGCAAAUGUCAUUAAUAGUCCAGGUCUGGCUGGCCCACUUUCUCCUACUCUAGAUUUGUUAGCUGGCUUGCAACCAGAGGAAGAUGGUUUAACAGAAGAUUUGUUAAUGCAUGUUGCUCAACUAGUUGAAAGUUCAGAAAAUUUACAGGAAGUUUUAGAUAAACAAGUACUUGGCAAAGUAGACACCAUUCCAACUAAAAUUGUUCCCAAUGUACAGGCUACAACAUUUACACAGACACAGCAACCACAAAUACAAGCACAACUACAGCAUCCCAUACAACCUCAGCCACAAGUGCAACAACAGUCACCAAUACAAGCACAAACACAACCAACCCAUAAUUUGUAUACACAAACUCCAGUGAAAGUUGCGAAAAAUACUUUGCCACGGAAAGAUCCCAUAGAAAUAGUUAGACGAGAUGGUAGAGUUAUUACAUUACCACCAAUUGAAGCUCCAGCUACAAGGUCAUCAAAAAGGAAAACUCUAGUUGAACCUGCAGCAGCUCCUGAAAUCUCAACGGCAUCCCCAGUACCACCAGAGAUUUCUACACCAGAGCCAGUGCUUCAACAUGUGUCUAAACAAUAUUCCAAUAAAAAGUUGGUUAAUAAAAAAGUUGAGCCAACAAUACAAACACCAGUUAUUGAAAAAUCAGCAGAAUCUCAAGAAAGCUGGAAUUCUGAAGAUGAUCCUAAUAGAUUAUGGUGCAUAUGCAAGCAACCACACAACAACCGCUUCAUGAUAUGUUGUGAUGGCUGUGAGGACUGGUUCCAUGGAAAGUGCGUAAACAUAACCAAAGCUAUGGGCCAGCAAAUGGAGGAACAAGGCAUUGAGUGGCGGUGUCCAAAUUGUAUUAGGAACUCUAAACCUUCUCCUAAGACGCCUGCUAAGGCAACACCUGUUCAAAAGCAAGUAGAGAACACACCACAAGCUACACUGGCAAAGGAAGCAGGAAAAUCAAAUUGCAUAGUCUGUAAAAAACCAGCACGAGCAAGUAGCAUAUAUUGCAGUGAUAGUUGUAUCUUAAAACAUGCCCAGGAUUCACUUGGUGUGCAGAGUGCUACAAAAAGUAAUAUCAUAAGCGGUAAAAGUGCUGAGAAAGUUUCAGAAUCUAGGGUAAUCGUUUAUGAGCGGAAAUCAGGUAGAUUAUUAGCUGGACCAAAUGCACCUACUGCUGAAAAUCUGAAGAGUUGGCUGCAAAAGAAUCCAACAUUUGAAGUAGUAAGACCAGGCACACUCAGUGCUAUAAAACCAAAUAUUGCUCGUAAAAAAUCCAAUGAAAGCAAUAAAAUUCAGACUACUCUUAAUUUUGCAAAAAUACCCAGAAAAAACACAGAACAGUCACCACCCGUGAAACCUCCGCAACCAGAAACUAAAGAAGUAAAAGGCAAAACACUGCUAUCACCACGGGAGCAAACUAAAUUCUCUUUUGCACAAAAAGAGCCCAAAGUUCCACUUACUCCAAAAGAGGAAGCUAAACCCGCACCUCCUCCAAAAACCCCAGUCACAUCAAAACCUCAAGCGCAACCAGAAACUCCAAAAUCUUCCUUGAAUAGAAGUGGUACUGAAACACGAAAAAGUCGAGCUUUGAAUAGAUCUCAAUCAUCUAUUGAUAAGGCUGCCGUAGUAUCACCGUCGACAUCGCGUCGGAAAGAUACCUCCGAUAAAAAGAAAAUGGACUCGGAGGAGGAAAUACGAGAAAACGUGCGGAAAGCAUUGCAAGAACAGAUCAGUUUACGCAUGGCAGAGAGCGAUGGAUUCAAAUUCAGCGAAGAUGAAAUACAACAAUACGCACAUGACACGGAAGAGGAACUGUUCGAGUUGUUUAACCACGAUGUAGGGAUGAAAUAUAAAGCUAAAUAUCGAUCGCUUAUGUUCAACAUUAAAGAUCGUAAAAAUCUAUCACUUUGGGAGAAAAUAUGUGAACGAGUAUUAAAACCAAGUGAAUUGGUGCGACUUUCUCCAGAAGAACUAGCAAGUCAAGAACUAGCGCAAUGGCGGGAAGAAGAAUCAAAACAUCAGUUGGAACUUAUUAAAAAAUCUGAAAUAGAUCUGUUAGCAGCUAGCAAAACAUAUGUUCUUAAAACACAUAAAGGAGAAGAGGUAAUGGAGACAAAAGAAUCAGUUUCAACAGAGUUGGAUCCAAAUGUGCCUGUUGAAGAUUUGGUUUCUGCUCUCAAUGACGCAGUUGGUGAUGGGCUUCCACCACCUACAGAAAAUGUACAAACGCCCAAAACUAAAGAAACUAAGAAAAAGUCAAGCAAUAGUAAAAAGCGAGAAAAGGAAAAAUCUAAGUCCAAGAAAGACAGAGAAACCAAACGGGAUUCGGAAAAGCGAAAAUCUAGGUCAUCAAGGGGUUCAGAAGUGGAAAGAGAACAUAGGUCGACGCGGCGCUCGAAAAAGUCCAGCAGGUCAUCGAGGUCAGAGUCGAAAGAGAGAUCUAGAACGGAAGAAAAAGAGAAAACGGAGAGAGAACGUUCUAGACGGCGAUCUCGAUCUCGCGGGAAGUCAAAGAAAAGGUCUAGGGAACAUUCUAGGUCCGCUUCUCGUGGAGACAGAGUUCGCUCGCGGUCUAAGUCACGGGAUAGCGCUAAACGUAGACACCGUUCACGGUCAAAACACGCAAGCACUGAAGAGCCUAAGCACCGCUCCCGAUCUCAAGAAGCAGUCAGCAAGAGUAAGAAUGAAUCUACAGAUUCGGAUUCAGUGGAGCGACCCAAGUCCGCAAUGAUGAAAGAAAUACAUCCAGAGUAUGAUCCGCACGAGCCAAUGAUAACCUCGGCGUUUUCUGAGGAAGAUUUGCGGAAAUCACGGGAUGACAUCGACGAAGAUAAUUAUAAGAAUGAAAUCAGUGAAUACGGCAAUGUGGAUGUCGAUCCGGCGAAGUCUUUCGCUAUCGAUUCCGACAUACCUCUGCCGACUCCUGUGUAUAAGGAAAAGCCAUCAGCUGAAGUGGAUAGUGACCAAGAACCCACUAGUACGGUGGAGAACUCUGCAGUAACAGUAUGGAAUGGCUGCAUUAAUAUGGUUGAUGUCGCUAGAUUCUAUGUUGCGGCACAUGAGGUUUCUGGAAAUGCAAUUGAUUUAGAAGAUGAUCUCACAGCAGAGCUAGAUAUUGUUGGAAGAAUAAACCCAGACACAGUUUGGGACUACAUUGGUAAAAUGAAGCGGGCCAGCAACAAGGACAUUGUAGUUCUCAGGCUUCAAGCAGCAAAUGAUGAAGAGAGAAUGCAAUAUAUAGCUCUGUAUAGUUAUUUAAGUAGUAGGAAUAGGUUAGGCGUAGUGAAGGUAACAAACACGGCAACGGUAAAGGACUUCUACAUCCUGCCGCUGUCGGCGAACACGUCGCUGCCGCCGGUGCUGCUGCCGCUCGACGGGCCCGGCCUCGGCGAGCUGAAGACGCACCUACUUAUCGCUAUAAUUAUAAGACAAAGAAAGAAACGCCUUGCCCCACACAUUCCCAAAGAUAUUAUUCCAGCCAAGGUGGCGCGGGAAUCCCGCAAGAAGUCUUACACGCCUCCGUUGUCGCCCAGAAACCGACCGUUGACGCUACCAUCUUCGUACACAUCAUCUGCUCUCUCUUCUACUGUUAAGGAUAAAAUUGCAGCUUCAUUAGCUGCUGCUGAUGACGACGAACCGUAUAGUCCGGGAUCUUCAACCAGCAGCAACAGUACGCCCGCCCCGGCGUUGCCUACUCACAAUUUGCGGAAUAAAAUGGAGGAACUCAACAGGCAAAUAGAAGAACAAAAACAGCAAAUUCUCAAAAUGGCACAAGCCGAUUCAUCAGUGCAGAGUGCAGAUAAUGAAGCAUAUUCACCAUCCCGGCCGCUGUCGCCAGAUCCGCCCGCGAUGCCGCUGGCCGAUAUCGCGUUGCCGUCGAACCUACAAGAAAUUCUUGCCACCAUCAAACAGAGGUCGGAGAAUACCGCUGACGUCGAUAUGCGCACAAUUCCCAUGCCCUGAACUAGUUAUAUCACAUCAAUUACAUUUAAAUAUUAAGCAUUGAAAAGAUUUAUAGUGUAUAAUAUUAUACAAUAGUAUUAGGUUAAAUGAUCUUUAAUUUCCCAGAAAUCAUAAUAUAUAGAAGUAUGCAUAGCAUUAUUUUAUUGAAUUCACGAAUGUGUGCAAUAUGCAAACAACAUUUUAAAACUUCUGGAUGUUAGGUAGAAUUGACUGAAAAAAUGAUUCGGUUUUAACUGUGGAAUAUCGGUUUAAACAAUUGAAAAUUGUGUUUAGAUGAGUUUGAAAUGUUAUGUAUAUAAUUAGUAUACAUAUUCAGUGUUUUACAAGUUGUUUUAAUGUACAAAAUUUAGAUUAAAUAUUUUUACUUAAAAUAUACUUUUAAUUAUAAGGUUUAUUAUGUUGGAGAAA
Messenger RNA from Zerene cesonia (dogface butterfly), 6143 nucleotides. It is a transcript of the gene pps, whose product is annotated as death-inducer obliterator 1. NCBI's taxonomy places the organism in Eukaryota, Metazoa, Arthropoda, Insecta, Lepidoptera, Pieridae. Gene Ontology annotation, biological process: DNA-templated transcription. The record is from RefSeq and is a predicted model, not a curated record. Gene Ontology annotation, cellular component: nucleus. Bases 324 to 5735 code for a protein of 1803 amino acids. Gene Ontology annotation, molecular function: protein binding. The transcript has 17 exons.